This is a messenger RNA of Dissoconium aciculare CBS 342.82, 1458 nucleotides long. Its product is annotated as karyogamy protein. Gene Ontology annotation, biological process: establishment of spindle localization; nuclear migration along microtubule; mitotic spindle orientation checkpoint signaling. NCBI's taxonomy places the organism in Eukaryota, Fungi, Ascomycota, Dothideomycetes, Mycosphaerellales, Dissoconiaceae. The record is from RefSeq and is a predicted model, not a curated record. Gene Ontology annotation, cellular component: spindle pole body; cell cortex; mating projection tip. The annotation marks the transcript as partial. The transcript has a single exon.
AUGAGCCCGGAACAAUUGAACGGCUCGAAAGGUCGCCACCGAUUAACACGUUCAGACUCCAUAUACACACUCGGUCGUGCCACCUUCACCGGCCAAUUGGCACGGUUGACGAGCGUACGGUUGCCGGAAGCUGACGCUCUUGCGCGGAGAAUCUCAUCGAUACCUUCUUCUAUUGAGGCUGCCUUGGUCUUGUCAGAUGCUCAUGACCAGAUUCAUGUAUGGAUCGGCAAAGCAUCCGACGUAUUAAAUGGACUGAAUGCGGAAGAUGAUGUGGAAUGGGCCGCAGCGGGUGGCCGUGAAGGUAUCGCAGAAGUGGACGGCGCCAUCAACCGAUUUGAGCGACUUGUGGAGGUGUACAUUUCUUCCAUCGAGAAGCUUCAAGGACGGGACGACAUCUCGAAACUGCCUGCGCAAGACCUCAUAAUGGUUGCAAAACAAAUGGAGAGCAUCAUCGCAAGCUGGAAGAACAUCCGGAGGACACUAAACAGCAUCCAAGAUCAGGUCGAGAUCGCAAUGGACUGGGAAGACCUGUGGAAUACUGUGCUUGGCGAGAUUGGGCAGGAAAUGGCUGGCCUGAAUUCAUUGGUGUUUGAGAUGGAAGAGAAGCGUCACGAAGGUGCCGAGAAUCUGCUAGGAGGCUCAAAAGAGGCAAUGAAUCUCGACGAGCUGGAGACCAUCAUCGAGGAAGGAAAUGGCAGAGCCAAACGGCAAAGCCGCAAUGCUCAGCAAUCCUCAACACCUACCACGCCAAUCUCACCACAUUCAACCCAGCCGACAGCUAUCGAUCUGAAGGAAGAUUCGAACUUGCUUGCCCUCUUCGCUCGUAUGGAGCCAUUGCGUGCCUCGUUGGACUUUCUCCCAAUGAGGUUAUCAGCGUGGAGUAUCAGAGGAAAUGUCGUCUUUCCGACAGCAUGUCAAGAACUCGAGACUCGACGAGAUCAGCUUGAAGAGGCUUGGAAUAAGCUUUCAUCCGACGCAAACUCACUUCGACGGGAACUUGGCGAAGAUAAAUGGAUCCAGCUGUUCCGCAAUGCCGGGAGGAAAGCAUUCAAGAUCUACGAAUCAAUACUCCGAAGCUUCGACAAACUCAAAGAGGGCAUCGAAGCGGGUGAGCAGCAGUCACAUUGGACCGCAUUCUCGAAGAAAGCGGAGAACUACGAAGCGAAGAAGCUUCACUACAGCCCGGCCAUUGAACGCGUUCUGGCAAUCAUCGACCGUGGCGUGCUCGAUCGUUUGACUGUCAACGGCGAAAUUCUACGUUUGCAAAGCGACUUGAGAGGUCGAUGGAUUGUGUUACAGACGCAGAUGAAAGAGCUCGAUCACAUCGUCGAGGAUGUACUUGCCGAAAACCACGAAAGGCAACUGCACGAUUCCGUAUCGACGGUUGUAUCGAGCGAGAGAUCCGCGGGCAGCAGUCAUGUCGACACCCCUGGAAGCUCGCCAAACAGUAGUGUACUC